This is a messenger RNA of Lagopus leucura (white-tailed ptarmigan), 2314 nucleotides long. RefSeq names its product COMM domain containing 5 (gene COMMD5). The coding region runs from base 67 to 753 and encodes 228 amino acids. Lineage: Eukaryota; Metazoa; Chordata; Aves; Galliformes; Phasianidae. The record is from RefSeq and is a predicted model, not a curated record. Gene Ontology annotation, cellular component: nucleus. The transcript has 7 exons.
CCACAGGGCAGCGCCUCCCACAGUGCCAGAGGCCGAGCAGUGGCCCAAGUUUGGGGCCGCGCUGCCAUGGCGGUGGUGGGCAAGGCGGCGGGAGCGGCCUACGGCCACAGCGAGAGUGGCGGCGGCGGAGGCGGCGGCUUCCUGGGGCCGCGGUUGCCGGCCGAGGUGGAGGCGAUGGCCCGCGGCCUGCAGGAAGUAGGCAAGGAGACCUUCCGCCGCCUGCUGAAAGUCACUGUGAAUGCAUUGGAAGGAAAAGACUGCAAAGAAUCAGUCAAGCUGAUUGCAGAAAGCACCGACCUCUCUGAAGAGCAGCUUGCUUUCCUCAUUUCUGGCAUGUACACCCUUCUUCGAGAAGCACUGAGACUCCCCUUAUCGACUUUCAAACAAGAAGUUUUUAAGGAAGACCUGAAGGAGCUCAGGUAUGCCUGGAUACCAGAAGAUUUCAUCACAGACUUUUCCAGUAUUGUCUUUGGUAACAGGCGUCCUGUUUCUGAAGGCACAGCUCUGGCACAAGCAAGUAGGCUGCCAAAUGUCCAGGACUUCAAGUGGAGAGUGGAUGUGGCUAUAUCCACAAGUUCACUGGCCCGUGCUCUUCAACCAUCCAUUUUAAUGCUGAUGAAGCUUUCAGAUGGGACAGCUCAUCGCUUUGAAGUACCGGUUGCAAAGUUUCAGGAGCUGAGAUACAACGUAGCCCUUAUCCUGAAGGAAAUGAAUGAUUUGGAGAAAAGAAGCAUACUGAAAAUCCAGGACUGAACACUUCUGAGCUGGGAUGUUAGCAGAACAGAUGUGAAACCUUCAGUGAAUUUGGUGAAGGGUAAAGCGUGGGACCAUCACCACUUUGCCUGUCUUGUAACUGCCAUGUAGCAUUUAUUAUGUCUGCUGUAAAUAUUUUUUCAAUUCAAGUAUUAAAAGCACAAGCUUUUUUCUUAAGACUUAGAAAAAAAAACAAAAAAAUAUAUUGAUAAAAAAGCAUAAUCCUAUUUGCAAGAAUUUUUUGCAUGAUUCAUCAAAACAUUUUUUAAAUAACUGUCUUAAAUGUAAGAACCAUUUCUUCCCAAUUAUGAUUCAUCACUCUAAUUAUUUUUGAAAGCCUGCUACCGGAAGCACCAUCAGUGUGUAUCAGAAGAAAGCCCUGCAACGUGUCAAAUAAAACAUACAACUACUGUUGUGUUGUAGUAUGACAAAUGUGAAUUUGCAUUUGAGUUUGGCGUAAGUAAAAUUGCUGUCUGACUUCUUGAUAAGUGACUCAAGUGUAGGUACAUAUAUUUAAAAACUAAUUUUGAAGAAAAGUGGGAGUCUGAGAAAGAAGUAUGGAUUGAGCUAAUUGAGCGGUAUUGCAAAAGAGGAAAUGUGUAAUCUGAGUCUUUACCUGGAUGAUCACUAUGCACUAAACAGGACUAAUCUUGUAGAUUUCUAAGUGGGAAUGCCUGCUUUGUUUCACGUAUUUCCCAUGUUUGUCAGCUGAAUUGUCUGAGACUGAAUUGUCUGAGCCUUAUUACAGGGCAGAAACCUCUGGCACGGUGAUGAUAUCCAGCAGCAGAAGACAGGAGCCUUGUAGAUCACUACAGCUAAUAUACUUCUUAGCAGCACAAGCCAGACCCCAGGAUGAGGAGGCUGUAUGCAGUCCCUGGGAUGAAAGUCAGAGGUGAAAGCAUAUCCAAACAAUACCCAGGUCAAUAAAAUAGUCCAGAAUGGGCUGAAGGCUCCAUUGCUCCAUUUGUAAAGCUUGAAAGAACUCCCCUAACUGGAAGCUUAUGUUUUAAGUCUCAUUUAAACUCAAUGGGACCACAAAUAUGUCCCUAAGGGCGUUGCUAAGAAGGGAUGCAUUCCUGAGUCUGUGCCUGGAAGAGUUUUCCCCCAAGAGUAAGGACAUGGAGAUUGAACAGCUAAACAGCACAGCUCAUGGGCCUUGGCACAGGGUUUCCCCACCUGUCGCAGGUAGUUGAGAACACAUAUACCACUGCCAUUGUCAAGCAUUGGAUUUUCUAGCUGCUUGCUGAGGCAGUAGUAGUGCCACCCAUACUUCUCUUGUUCGUCUUGUGUAGAACUUGCUUUUAUUGCUCUCAUUCCUGGAGGAAAAGAAAAGAAAAAAAAGCUACUGAAUAUGACAUCAUGGAUUCAGGAGGACUUUCACACUUCCAUGUGUGUUUUUGUAGGAAACUUGGCUCUUGGAUUUUACAAACCACAACAGCCACAAGAUAUUAUUGUCCUGCUUUUUAAGUUGAGUCUUCUCUGAUGGCAGUGCAUACCAACGUACCUUAACUGCUCUGUGUAGCUCACACCAAAGCAAAUAAAAACAAAUUAGCCCCUACAA